This is a messenger RNA of Lates calcarifer (barramundi perch), 1458 nucleotides long. RefSeq names its product trace amine-associated receptor 1-like. NCBI's taxonomy places the organism in Eukaryota, Metazoa, Chordata, Actinopteri, Centropomidae. The record is from RefSeq and is a predicted model, not a curated record. Gene Ontology annotation, biological process: G protein-coupled receptor signaling pathway, coupled to cyclic nucleotide second messenger; chemical synaptic transmission. Gene Ontology annotation, molecular function: G protein-coupled serotonin receptor activity; neurotransmitter receptor activity. Gene Ontology annotation, cellular component: dendrite; membrane.
AUGUGUUUUUUUAAACAUUUUCCUUGGCUCAUUAUCUGUUGUAAUUGUUUUGGAAACCUUCUUGUAAUAAUCUCCAUCAUUUACUUCAAACAACUCCACACUCCUACAAACUAUCUUACUCUCUCUCUGGCUGUGGCUGACCUGCUUGUUGGUGUUCUAGUCUUUCCUUUCAGCAUGGAAUUCACUGUAAGCUCUUGUCUGUAUUAUGAAGAUAUAUUUUGCAAAGUACGUGGCUACUUUGAUGUAACGCUGAGCACAGCUUCCAUUUUGAAUUUAUGUUGUAUUUCUAUUGACAGAUAUUAUGCAGUGUGUCAGCCUCUGACAUAUAGAACUGAGAUAAAUGCUCACAGUGCUGCAGUCAUGAUCCUGGUAACAUGGAGUGUUUCCAUCGUAGUUGCCACUGGCUUUUUAGUUGCAGGAUUAAACCAUGAAAAAUGUGGAGAAAUGUGUUUUAUCGAGGUUCAACUUGCACAUAUUUUGGGACCUAUUUUCUCAUUUUCUCCAGUGAUCAUAAUGCUCUGUAUCUACCUAAAGAUUUUCCUUGUGGCACAGAGACAGGCUCGCAGCAUCCACAACACAAACUGUCAGAGCACAAAGUCUGGAGCAACUGUCAGUAAGAUGGAGAGAAAGGCCACCAAAACUCUGGCUACUGUUCUGGGAGUUUUUCUGAUGUGUUGGCUUCCUUUCUUCCUCUUGCCAGUUGCAGUGUUUGAAACUCUUAACUGGGUUGCACUGUCCAAUUCAAUGCUCAAUCCAUUUAUUUAUGCCUUAUUUUACAGCUGGUUCAGAUCAGCUUUCAGAAUGAUCAUAUCAGGAAAAAUAUUUCAGGGAGGCCAUGGAGAAAUACAUACGGGAAUCUCUCGCUGCCAGCCUCAUUUGGCCGUCCUCCUCCCCUGUGGGAGGGGGUUUCUUCUUCGUCAAAAAGAAGGAUGGAACACUUUGCCCUAUAUUACCAUUAAGAACAAGUAUCCACUCCCCCUCAUCGACUUGGCUUUUGCUCCGCUCCACCAGGCCUCCAUCUUCACUAAGUUGGAUCUGAGGAAUGCUUACCACCUGGUCCGCAUACGUGAGGGUGACGAGUGGAAGACGGCGUUCAAGACACCUUUGGGUCACUUCGACAUUACCACCACGUCAGGUCUGUUCUCCAGAGACUAUGAGAACAAACUGUUUGUCAAGGCAGAGAAGUGCCACUUUCACACUCAAUCUGUCAGUUUUUUAGGUCCUAUUGUGGAGAGGGGCCAGAUGCGUCCAGACCCAGCUAAGAUGCAGGCAGUGGUGGGGUGGCCCCGACCAGAGACCCACAAGCAACUCCAGAGGUUUUUGGGUUUUGCCAAUUUCUACCGCCGAUUUAUUUGGGAUUACAGCAAGACCAGUCCAGAGUCCUCUGCCAGCCCACCAGAAACAAUACUGCCACCGUCCUGCAUAGUAUCAGCUGCCCACUGGGAGGUGGAGACGCUG